Calidris pugnax (ruff) is the source of this 5908-nucleotide messenger RNA. It is a transcript of the gene PIP4K2B, whose product is annotated as phosphatidylinositol-5-phosphate 4-kinase, type II, beta. Gene Ontology annotation, biological process: phosphatidylinositol metabolic process. Bases 41 to 1099 code for a protein of 352 amino acids. The transcript is spliced from 10 exons. The record is from RefSeq and is a predicted model, not a curated record. Gene Ontology annotation, molecular function: phosphatidylinositol kinase activity. NCBI's taxonomy places the organism in Eukaryota, Metazoa, Chordata, Aves, Charadriiformes, Scolopacidae.
CUCUUAGAUCAACGAACUCAGCAAUGUUCCCGUCCCUGUCAUGUUGAUGCCCGAUGACUUUAAAGCCUACAGUAAGAUUAAGGUGGACAAUCAUCUAUUCAACAAGGAAAACUUGCCAAGUCGCUUUAAAUUUAAGGAGUAUUGUCCACUGGUGUUCCGAAACCUCCGGGAAAGAUUUGGGAUUGACGAUCAAGACUACCAGAACUCGGUGACACGGAGCGCCCCGGUGAACAGCGACAGCCAGGGCCGAUGUGGGGCCCGGUUCCUCACCACCUACGACAGGAGGUUUGUCAUUAAGGCGGUGUCGAGCGAGGACGUAGCAGAGAUGCACAACAUCUUAAAGAAGUACCAUCAGUUCAUCGUGGAGUGUCAUGGGAACACCCUCCUGCCCCAGUUCCUGGGCAUGUAUCGGCUCACCGUGGAUGGAGUGGAGACCUACAUGGUGGUUACCAGAAACGUAUUUAGUCACAGGCUGACUGUGCACCGGAAAUAUGACCUGAAGGGCUCAACAGUAUCCAGGGAAGCAAGCGAUAAAGAGAAGGCCAAGGACCUACCAACGUUCAAGGACAACGACUUCUUGAAUGAGGGUCAGAAGCUGCACGUUGGAGAAGAGAGUAAAAAGAACUUCCUUGAAAAGCUGAAGCGGGAUGUGGAGUUUUUAGCUCAGCUGAAGAUUAUGGACUACAGCUUGCUGGUUGGGAUCCACGACGUCGACCGAGCAGAGCAGGAAGAGAUGGAAGUGGAGGAUCGGGCAGAGGAUGAGGAGUGUGAGAACGAUGGUCUGGGAGGCAACCCCAUUUCCUCCUAUGGCACCCCCCCUGACAGCCCUGGCAACCUCCUCAACUACCCUCGCUUCUUCGGGCCCGGAGAGUUCGAUCCUUCCGUCGAUGUCUACGCCAUGAAAAGCCACGAAAGUGCCCCCAAGAAGGAAGUGUACUUCAUGGCCAUUAUAGACAUUCUUACGCCAUACGAUGCGAAGAAGAAAGCUGCACAUGCUGCCAAAACGGUGAAACACGGGGCUGGGGCAGAGAUCUCCACCGUGAACCCAGAGCAGUACUCGAAACGCUUCAACGAAUUUAUCUCCAAUAUCCUGACAUAGUCGUCUCCAGCCUUCAGCGAGAAAUGAAGAGAAGAGGGGGCUACUUCCAAACAGAGAACGCAGCCUGUGACACUAAAACAGACACUGUAGCAGCAUGUGGGGUGUGCGUGUGUGUGUGUGUGUGUGUGCAAGAGCGAGUGUGUGGCACUGUGUGACUUAAGAGAAAAAAAACUAAUUCUAGGUGCACCCUCCAACAGUCCACUUGACCCAGGUGGAAAAGUGGGUUUUUAUGUUACAAGAAGUGCCCAGACAUAGAUUUUGAGGGCUUUUUAAAACAAGAAAAAAAAGUGCAUUGUUUCAGCACUGCUCUUUCUAAUGACGUUUUCUCCUCUCUGAUCCAGAGAAUCCCACAGGGAUACGAGACGUGGCACUGUCUGAAAGGGGUCGCUCUAGAUCACGGUCAGUGGGAGUGAAGCAGUGCCUGAUUCCACAAACUACUACUUUUUUUUCUUUUUUCUUUCUUUUUUUUUUUUUUAUUAUUGGACUGUCUUUACCAGAAAGACAUACAAGCCCUUUUAUUUCCCUCUUGGUAGGAAUUGGAAGGAAAAUAGCUCAUCAUUUCAAGGAUGGAAAAUAUUACUCUGAUAAGGAGGAGUCGCUGAACUUUAGGUAAAUUCAGACUGGGACACUUUAUAUUUUUUUGGUUAAUUUAAGUAACAAAAAACUUUCUUUUUUUUUCUUUUCUUUUUUUUUUUGUAACUGCACUUGAUUUACAAGAAAGACGAGGGAAAUGAACAUCUACCAAAGAUGAUCGCUUCAAAAGGUGUAACUCCUAGAACCUAAAAAAACCACAAAAAAACCAGUGUGAGAGGUAGUAGAGGCAUUGAACAACCUCAGAUAAUAACGUGCUCGGACCCGUUGUGCUUUAAAUUGGCCAAUUAUGAGGAUUUCCUAAGAGAAAAGAGAAAAAAAAACAAAAGAGAAAUAACAAAAGCAUUUUGUACCUGUAGAUACGGGAUAGUAUUGACUAUCUGGAAGGUUUCCCUCAGUCAGGAGCUGCCGUCUCUCUUAGAUCCCAGCUUCACGCCGCGGUUCUGCCAGUGUUAAUCUAGCUAAUGUUCAGUCUUCCUUCCUCGCCCCAUCUGCAACAGGUACUUGAAUUUGUUUCCCGACGGGAGGUUCUUUGCUUAGUGGGUGUAAUUUUUUUUCCAUGGCAAUGUGACUUGCACACGAAGGAGUUGGACUGGUUACCGGUGGGGAGUGCUGGGAGCUGUGACUGGAGCCAGUUCCGCCGCUCGAGAGGACUCGGGACUUGAGCUGUGAUUCUUUUGACUCUUCUCUGCUCCGUUCCCCUCCCGAGAGCCACAGUCGAGGAGUGGAAACGUUUGAACACUUGGCGCCAGAUUAUUUUCUCCCCCCGACUCUUAAGGGAUUGGAACUGAUUUGUGUGACUGAAUAACGUCCUGUUUUGUCUCCAGAAAGCUUGUAAUAUUUUUCACAGCCAAGCUUGUCAGACGCGCGUUGGGUUUCGUUAGCUCUGCUGCACAACACUUACAAAUCUUUUGGUUCUUUUUGGUUUUUUCUUUUUUUUUCUUUUUUUUUUUUUAAAUUUUUCUUUCCGAGCAGGAUUUAGCGUUUUGAACAAAACCUCUUGCAGUUGAAACAUGUCGCUUAUCUGCCUUGAAACUGUUUUUUCACAUAUGCCUUUGUUUGGGGAAUCCGCUGUUGGGAAUGUCUGUCCUGUGCUGUAACGCGUGCUACAGUUUGCUGUGUGGAAUUUGGUCCUUUUGAGAGAAAACUGGUGCUCAUCACAUCCCGGUAACUUCCCUAGACUUAACACUAGCUCUGGUCUGGAUUCGGAAUGUGGGCUUGGGGUUGGUUUUGGCUUUUUUUUUUUAUGAUCAUCCCCACAUUCGUGACGUGAAUCCCACAGGUCUCAACUUCCAAGGGGACAAAAAGGGGGCUGAUGUUUCAGCCCGUACGAGUGCACUGUAAAUAGAGUCUGAAAAAUGAGUAUUAGGGCUCAGAAUGGAAUACGAAUUUUUUUUUUUAUUAUUAUUAUUAUUAUUCAUUCAUGGGUCAUUCCCUUUGCCGUGGGACAAAUUUUUUUUCUGCCACUGUCGUCCAGUCCCUCCCCUGUGUGAUGUGGGGGCUCACACACCGCUCUCGGGGGGGGCAGAGACUCUCGUGUCGCUGGAAAAGCCACGAAACAAACGCAGCUAUGAGAAUCCUUAAAAAAAAAAGGGAGGACUUAGAGGGUAUCAUCAGCUUAGUUUUGUGGGCAUUAUAUCGGUUGCUUUUCUCUUAAACAAGAAGCACUUAAGUUUACUGUCAAUUAGAAAUUAAAUACCGGUCACUUUUUUUUUUAUUCUUGACAGUUUUAAAAAUCCGCAUUGAAUCUGCAACUUUGGCCUGGUAAGUUUGCCCUUCUCCUCUUGGGAAACUGGCUUGGACCUUUUUAAACUGUUUCUCUUGAAAUCAUGUAUUAAAAAAGAUGAGGAAAAAAGGGGGGAGGAAGAGAAGAGAGAAGGAAAUUGGUGGACUGCAGGCAGCCUGCAGCGAGACACCACGAAACAAACACCCCAAAGAGAGGAGGUGAAUGAUGAAUCUUAACGUUGCUUGGAGCAACAGCCUCAUUCCCUGAGUUUCACAAAGAGGAAUGAAAUGAAAAAGCAGGUAGUUCCUGCAGGAAUCCUUACAGAAGUCGCGAUUGGAAGGGCUGGAGAGCAAGUUCACUCUAUUUUCUUAUUCCACUCCAAGGAAACUCCUGCUGUAGAAUUCAAUUGGCUGCCUCUGGCUCGAGUGAGACCGAAAAGCCCCAUAAACUCCAUUCACUUUAGCACUUCCCCAGUUCCGCCACUUCUGUCAAGUUGCCAUACUGUGUGUAUUAAAGUAAUUAAAUGCAAUUCUCUCACUUAAUGAUGUAUUACCCAGGUAUGUAACUUUGUUUAACAUACGCAUUUUUGUAUAUUGUUUACAUUUUGAAAGGUAGCAUUGCGUUAAAAAUGCUAAUUUUUGUUUCUAGACAGUAUUUUUAUUACCAGAAUAAGAAGUGAAGCUGCAAAUAUUUGAUUCGUUUUUAAAAGGGACUUUUUUUCUUUUGGUUUUGUUGUUUUGUUUUGGGUUUGUUUUUUUUGUUGUUUGGGUUGGGUUUUUUUUUUUUUGUUUGGGUUUUUUGUUUUUUUUUUUAAAUCUUGUUUUAGGUCACUUUUUUUAACUCGAGUAUUUAAAAGGAGAACCCAGCCCUUUCAAUUCUGGUUUUCCAACUGCUUGUGCUAGUUUGUUGUCUGUUUUCUGGUGUGAAUUUAGUUCUAGUUUUGCUGAAUGUAGAUAUUUCUGUCUGUAGCCUGUGCCCUGAUGAACACUUUAGGCUGAAGCGCAGUUGACUGAAAACCACCCUGGGCUGUGGGCACCACGGCAGGCGGCCACAUCGCUCCCAUCCCGCUCAGAACAUGGGAUUUAUUUAUUUUUCCAAGAGAUUUCAGAGAUUUUGGUCAACUGGAGUUUUAAAAAAGAAAAAAAAUAAUCAUAGCAUGCGGCGUCUCUCUCCGACGCCCCGGAGCAGGGUGGUUUUUGGGUGAGAAGUGAACAGUGGGAGUUGAAUUCCUGCCUGUGAUGAGGUUCUUUCUGAGCACAGGGCCUGAUCUGUCCAGAUUUAAGACCAAAAAAAAACUGCUUUGAAGGUAGAGCUUCCAUCUCCCCCCCGUGGAUCUGGCUCCAGUGUGAAUCAGAGUAAAGGGAGAGGUCAGGGGGGGUGUGGAAUAGCAGUUUGGGUGCUGUUCUGCCCCAAAAAUGCACUAGAAACCACAGGAGAACACAUUGGGUCACCCUUUGGUGGGACCCCCCGUGUUCUGGAGGUACCAGGGAACACCCACCCGUGGGGUGGGCACCAGGAAAAAGGGCUGGGAUUUGCUGUUUGUGUAAGAAAACUGUCAGCAGGAGGUGGCUUCUCACAGCAAGGAGCGGGUGGGAUCCCUCCCGCCGGCCUCGUUACACGCCUCUGAUUGACCUGGUUUUAAUUAGAAAAGUAAAAACUCAUCACGGGGAGAACUUCUGGGGUAGUAGGUGACUCCAGAUUUCCUGCACAGGAGAGGCUCUACCUCCUGCCUCCCCCAGUCCCAGUUCCCAACUGGGAUUAUCAUAAAUUGGCAAAACCACUUCAAACGCUGCAGUCUCACUUCCUUUUUUUUGGGUGGAAACUCCUGGUUUUCCCCCUCCAGGGCGCUGCCACCCCUCCCUUUGGUGGAGACGUCACCUGGGGACUCACCUUUUAGCCCAAGGAAGGCCCAGUGUGAGGGUGUAUGGUAGUCACAGGCCAUGCCAGCCCCGGUGGGCCAGUGCCUCCCGUGGGUGACCACCCUGCAGUUUUACCGACGUUGCGCCGAGGUCAAAAGUGUUGAACCCCCAGGUGGUACAAACCUUUCCCUGCGUGUGUGUGUGUGUGUGUCCUAAACUUGGGUUUGCGGCACCGCGUUAACCCAUCUGGGCCAGAUCGUCCUUAAAAAUAGCUCCAAAAACCAAACCAGCCCCCUUUCUCCCCCGCUGCACCCCCCUCCUCCCCCUUUCAGGUUUGCCCAUCAACGACUUCCGCAGAGCCCUUCUCCGUGUUCCCCACUGAUUUUCCCUUGCUCUCUGAAAGGAGUUAUCUCUGUGCGAUGGCAACGGCAGAGCUGAGGGAACCAGCUGCUGCUCAGCCCUAUUUUCAGUGGGUUUUUCCCCUUUUUACCACUCGGGUGGUUUGUGUCGGGCUCGGUUUUUACCACGAGGUUUAAACGCAACUGGGAGCCAGUUGCCUCCAAGGGAGUGUUAUUACACACAGGUCACAAGGGUGGGCAGGGCUAAUCAGUGAGACCGGGGAAAAAAACAAAA